GUGAGAGCGGUGUCGCCUCCGCUUCCUCCUCACUGCGCCUGCCGGCUGGGAAACUAAGGCACCAGUACGAUAGUUCCGGCACCGGAAAAGAGGGCCGAUGACUGGGCCCGGGGACCGUCGCAAACAACGACCCUUGGGGCCGGCAAAGAACCGGAGAGGGUGCUUGCACUUCCAAGCACCCCACACCAAGGACAGGCUGGACGGCAAGGCGGAGACUCGGGGCCUGGGCUGUCAGACCGGGGGCAGCAGGAGGUUGGGCCAAGGGCCAGGACUUCCCCUUACAAUUUAAUUUUUUGAUCCCGGCACCGCCAGCGGCGGCGGUGGCAGAGAAGGAACUCGACACGCACCAACCGCCCUCCCGCCCCAGCCGAAGCGGAAGCUGUAGCCCGCUCUGGGCCGGGGCCAUGGGCGCCCCGCGCCGCCCGGGUCAUGAGGACGGAGGCGGAGGCAGCGGGGCCGCCGCUCGAGCCCGGGGACUUUGUGCAGCUGCCUGUGCCAGUCAUCCAGCAGCUCUACCACUGGGACUGUGGCCUGGCCUGCUCCAGGAUGGUGCUGCGGUACCUGGGCCAGCUGGACGAUAGUGAGUUUGAGAGAGCCCUGCAGGAGCUGCAGCUGACGAGGAGCAUCUGGACCAUCGACCUGGCCUACCUGAUGCACCACUUUGGUGUGAGGCACCGUUUCUGUACCCAGACCCUGGGCGUCGACAAGGGCUACAAGAACCAGUCUUUCUACAGGAAGCACUUUGACACAGAGGAGACCCGGGUGAAUCAGCUGUUUGCACAAGCCAAGGCCUGCAAGGUGCUGGUGGAGAAAUGCACGGUGAGCGUGCAGGACAUCCAGGCACACCUGGCUCAGGGCCAUGUGGCCAUCGUGCUGGUGAACUCUGGGGUGCUGCACUGUGACCUGUGUUCCAGCCCUGUCAAGUACUGCUGCUUCGCCCCCAGUGGCCACCGCUGCUUCUGCCGCACUCCUGACUACCAGGGCCACUUCAUCGUCCUGCGCGGCUAUAACCGGGCCACUGGCUGCAUCUUUUACAACAACCCAGCCUAUGCCGACCCAGGAAUGUGCAGCACCAGCAUCAGUAACUUUGAGGAGGCCAGAACCAGCUAUGGCACAGAUGAGGACAUCCUCUUUGUCUACCUGGACAGCUGACAGCAGGAGCCUGGUGUGCCCAGGCCCUUGGACCCCAUCCCCACCCCAGCUGGGCCCACUCAGGAUGCCCUGGCCCAGGCCUGGGGCUGCUGGGGCUGGAAUGUGGAACUGCAGCCUCAGCCCAUCUGGCAGAGCCCCAGGAACUCUGGGAUACUGUGGCACAGCUGCUUUGUCUGCCAGUGCCGUGUGUUGUCAUGUCGCUCACGCCAAGCACCUGCUGGCUGCUGGAAGCAUACCCCAAGACCCCAAGCCUGACUCCAGCUGUGCCCACAGGAAGUCCAGUCCCAACAGUGCCCUUGUUGCCUUUGAGCCAGACCCAAGGCAAGGGUCUCCGCACAGACCGCAGGGCUGAGUCUGGAGAGAGAAGUCGCUUGACUAAUGCCACUUGUCAGGACAGUAUGUGAGUGUCUGGAGACAGCAUAGUUGACCCCAAUGCCCCAGAACUGAGGACCCCUCCAGGCCCCUCUCUUCUGGAAGUGCUGCAUAUGCCCCCAUGCCCCGUGGUUGACGACACCACCGCCUCCUGCCUACCCGUGGGCCCAAGUUUCUGCGGCUCGUUACAGGGUGUCUGGCCCCUGCCACCCAGCAUAGACACACCUCACAGCUGCCCUGCCAUGCAGAGCCCUGGCCCUGGAGACUCUUAAGCCCUCCACAGCCCUCCAGGUCCUCCAGCUCAGAUGGAGGGCUCUCAGGGGUGUGGCCUGGGCCUAAAUCCCACUGGUAGGCCUGAUGGCUGGCAGCACAAUGUGUGCUCUGGGAAUAAACAGCUGCCCUAGACCCAGAGGGAUCUCCGCACCCAGGAAGCCUCCUGACACCAGCCUAAAUCCUGACAGUAGGGUCUGCCCUCUGAGUGUGGGGAGCCCCUAGUCCUUUAAGGUUGGCUGCUACGGCCUGUGCUCCAAAGCAAUGGGCAGGAGCAGCCUGCAGCUACCCACCCAACCUGGUCUUCACACGAGGUUGCACGUGAUACUGGGCCUCUUUUAUCUUGACGGAGAAGAGGGAUUCCUGCCUAGGAUCUUACAACACAGCAAGUAGCAUAGAGCUCUUUCCUUCCUCUUUUUUUUUUUUUUUCUUUGGUUGGGGUCAGGGGUUGUUUGAGAUUUAAGUUUUCAUUUUUGAGGGGUAAUCACCUUCAAGUAUAACAGUAAUCGUAAGAGUGAAGGUACUUUGGAACCACUAACACCUCUGCACAGGGCAGUUAGCCAGCUCAAGUUCUUUUUCAGAGAAAGGGACUUGGCCAGCGGUUUAAGUAUCUGCCCCUUCACCUCACAGACGAGGCAGCUGGCCCAGUCUGGGGAAGCUGCCCAGGACAAUGGUGGAGCUGGGUCUUGAACCCCAGUCUGUACCUAAAAAACUAAGGGAAAUUGAUCAUUUUCAAAGGGGCAACAGUGAUACCAUCCCUGCACUCCUGGGUCCUGCUCUUAUAGUGCCCAAGGCAGGGCAUGGUGGCAGCUGGCCCCUCCCCCACCAGGUGACUCUGGGGGCAGAGGUGGGCUCUGUUUAGGAGGGCGGUCAGACCACCCAGCCAAAUUGCUCCUCAACCCUAGACAAAGCCUUUGGCCAAGAGGGAGGUGCUGUUAGCUGGGCAGCCCUUCUGGGUUUCAGAGACUGGUGUUGGCUCCAGACUGGUCUCAUCUCCAUUGCCUUAAUGCCAGGUGGCCCAGGAGUACCCAUGCACAGCAGCUGUGGGGUGUGGGCAUCUUCAGGAGGUGUUCUGGUAAAAUUGUGAGAAUAGCUGUGUGAAGGAAACCAGUGGAAGGAAAUGAAGUUUUCAGGAUGACGGGAUGUGAUUCAGACACAGCGCACAUGCUGUUAGGGCUGUCACUAGGGAGUGGCCUUCAUGGAGGGUGGUAACAGCACCUCAGUCCAUCCAAGAUGUUUAGAAACACUCAGUCUCUGGUCCCAGAGGAUGGCUUCUCAGGGCACACCACAAGUUAAAGGUCACCUGCCUGGAAGAUGAAUGAGAAAGCUGCCCGUUCUGAAGACCCAUCUGCCUAGGGAGGGUCGCAGAGGCAGGAUGUAAGCCACACUGUGUUGCAUUCUUGCACAAGUCAUGAAAAUGCGGCCAGAGAGAGAGCCUGGACAUCGGGGACUUUUGCCCACAGCACAUGACACCCACAGCUGCCCAGCCCGUCCACGUGCUGGGGACCAGCACAGCACCUGAAGCCAUGUGCGACAGUGGGCUUUGUUCAUUCUAGCCACAGGGGGAUGAAAGGGAUCUUUUGCAUUGCAGAGAUUUUAUAUAUAUUUUGUUUGUAACGAGCCAUUCUCAAUAAACAUUAUUCUCACUGCAAAA
Piliocolobus tephrosceles (Ugandan red Colobus) is the source of this 3448-nucleotide messenger RNA. It is a transcript of the gene GUCD1, whose product is annotated as guanylyl cyclase domain containing 1. NCBI's taxonomy places the organism in Eukaryota, Metazoa, Chordata, Mammalia, Primates, Cercopithecidae. The record is from RefSeq and is a predicted model, not a curated record. The coding region runs from base 430 to 1152 and encodes 240 amino acids. The transcript has 7 exons.